AUGCAUUUCUCCACCAUCUUCGCUGCCUCGGCCAUGGCCAGUGCUGCCAUGGCAGCCGAGCACAUCGUCGCCGUCGGUGACAAGACCGGCAACAUCGUCUUCAUGCCCGAAACCGUCACUGCUGCCCAGGGUGACACCGUUGUGUUCCACUUCUGGCCCAAGAACCACUCCGUCGUUCAGUCCACCUUUGCCAAGCCAUGUGAGCCCAUGGCCGACGGCAUGUGGUCAGGUUUCGUUCCUACUACGGACACGGAGAAGGCCGCUAGCACCAGCUUCACAUACGAAGUCAAGAACGCCUCGGCUCCCAUCUGGUUCUACUGCUCCCAGGGCCAGCAUUGCCAAGGCGGCAUGGUCGGUGUCAUCAACCCCCCUGCCUCUGGCGCAAACACCAUCGACGCCUACAAGAAGGCUGCCGCUGCCGCCUCCGACAACGUCUCCCCAACAUCCAAGGCUGGUACCGGCGGCAAGGUCAACGAGAACGGCACCGCUACCUCGGGCUCGGGCUCAUCAGGAACUCAAUCCGGAUCCGGCAGCAUGGCCAGCAUGUCCGGCACACCCCAAUCAACUGGUGCUGCUUCCCAAGUCGGCGGCAGCGUCGCCUUUGCCGGUCUUACCGGUCUCUUCACCUUCUUCAUGCUUUAA
Pyrenophora tritici-repentis Pt-1C-BFP is the source of this 642-nucleotide messenger RNA. Its product is annotated as Atrophin-1 multi-domain protein. The record is from RefSeq and is a predicted model, not a curated record. NCBI's taxonomy places the organism in Eukaryota, Fungi, Ascomycota, Dothideomycetes, Pleosporales, Pleosporaceae.